Molecule: messenger RNA, 1140 nt
Organism: Zygosaccharomyces rouxii
Lineage: Eukaryota; Fungi; Ascomycota; Saccharomycetes; Saccharomycetales; Saccharomycetaceae
Exons: 1
Coding region: 1-1140 (379 amino acids)
Biological process (GO): sphingosine biosynthetic process
Cellular component (GO): cytoplasm; intracellular membrane-bounded organelle; membrane
Source: RefSeq, a predicted model, not a curated record
AUGGCCUCGAAGGAAUCGUUAGGUAUAUUCGGUGAAUUUGAAUACUACGUUACUUUUGCAAAAGAUGGUUCUAAAUACACUUCAUUUCAGUUAGAGAAAUCACAUGCGAAACAAAGCAGUAGAGCUUCAACGAGGUCGGAUGAUUCUACACUAAUAGUACUUGAUUCCCUCAAAUCAGGCAUAGGUAGAACAGAAAAUAACGAUUUCUAUUCGAUUGUUAUUGCCCCCAUACUGGAAGAAUUGAAUUGGAAUCACAAUUACAUUAAAACCACAUCACAUGACUCUGUUAGCCAAUUCGCCCAAUCAUUAGAUCCAUUACAAGAUUAUGAAAUCUGGAUAAUUUCUGGUGAUACUACCAUUUCUGAAUUUUGCAACAAUUUGCCAAACAAGAAAAUCACUAGAAAUCCACUGAGGAUUUUACCCCUGCCCAUGGGCACUGGUAAUGCAUGGGCAAAUUCAUUGGGAUUCGAUUCCCCAAUAACGGCAUUCCGGAAUUAUUUGAAUCACAAUUUAAAGCCUAGGGACAUCCCACUAUAUAGGGCAGCAUUACCCAAUGGCUAUUCGAUAAUUUUUUUCAUGAUCUUCUCUUUGGGGUUCCACGCAAACUUACUCCAUGCCUGUGAAGAUCCUAAAUAUGCAAAGAUGGGAGCCGAAAGGUUCCAAAUUGCGGCUCAAUCAAUUUUAGAAAGCUAUUCCUUGGAUUUAGACAUUAGUUUGGACGGAUUGCGAAGAUCAUACGCAUAUUUUGCUCUUAUCAAUACUCCGAAUUUAGAGGCGACUUAUAAGCCUUCACCUCGCUCAAACCCGUUAGAAAGAGAACUUCGACUUUUGGGUUAUUCCAGCUCUUUGGGACGUCAAGAACUAGUCGAGAAAAUCAUGCAAGGUUAUCAGAAUAAACCAAACGGGGAUCUUCCCACAAAUGAAGAUAUGAUUUAUAAGUCCAUCACUCAUGAUUUUACGCUGGUUUUAAACGACUCACUGGAAGACUCAUCAAUGCAUAAAUUUGAAAUUUGCUGUGAUGGUAUACUUUUGAAUUUGCUGGAUUACCAAUCACCAGAUAAGCACAAACCUUCAAAUGAAAUUCGAUUCCAAUUUUUAAACGAUUAUUCCGGUUUCCAAUUGCAAGUUUAUUCGCUCUAA